This is a messenger RNA of Phycodurus eques (leafy seadragon), 5569 nucleotides long. RefSeq names its product interleukin 13 receptor, alpha 1 (gene il13ra1). Bases 102 to 1340 code for a protein of 412 amino acids. The record is from RefSeq and is a predicted model, not a curated record. The transcript has 10 exons. Gene Ontology annotation, molecular function: protein binding. NCBI's taxonomy places the organism in Eukaryota, Metazoa, Chordata, Actinopteri, Syngnathiformes, Syngnathidae.
CCACACAUUCCCGGCACACACACACACACACGUCGAGGCAAGGAGACGCCUGACAAACCCGCCCAGCUGUCGGCCACAAGCCAACACGUCGACGCGCAAACAUGCGAGAACGCGAGGCGAUCGUGUAUUUCAUUUGGGCCGUUUUCUUCCACCCGUGUCUGUCAUUUGCGCCCCACAGCCAAGCAGGUGGUCUUCCUCCACCGACGAACCUGUCGCACGUGUGGCUCGACUGGUUUACGGUGAACGUGUCUUGGUGGCGGCCCAGCCGAUUACCGGAGCGCUGCCGCAUACAGUACAGAUACGGGCCCGACAAUUCCAGCACAGAGUGGACACAUUUUACAGAGACUCUUCUGACGGAUGAAGCUGGAUCUUCUGGCUGGAUCUUCACGGUCCAGACCGAAAGCGACUGCCAAGAGGGCCGGAGUGCGCCCGCGUCCAUCCUCGUCGACACCCCGAUACCUCGAGCUCAGCUGGUGACAGACUUCAAAUGUUUACUCAGAGCAGAAAAAACAACUUGUUCCUGGGUCCCGGUCGACCCCUCUGUUAACCUGACGCUGUCGUACAGGAUUUGUGGCCUCUCGGAAGAAACCAGACGAGGUUUGAAGGAGUGCAAGCGGCCUUAUCGCCAGGGGUUCCGGAACGGCUGCGACCUGACCCCUGAAUUCGUCAACGAAGACAUCUGCAUGCUCGUGAAAAGCGAAGCUUCGAUGAGCACGUUUAAACCGCAGCUAGCGGUUGACCUCCCGAGUCUGCGCGUCAGUGUGGAAGGUGACAAGUUCAACUUGAGCUGGACCCCCCCAGAGGUGGGAAAGCACUGCAGUUGGACCUACGAGUUGUGCUACAAGCAAUGCGAUGAACAAGAGAAAUGCCAAAGCUUCGUUCCGAACGGUGAGACGAUGCAGAUCGCCUACGAUAAAAGAUGCCGGUACGGGUUCCGUUACCGGGUCACAAGUGGCGGAUACUGCAAACGAGUGCAAAGUGACUUCAGUGCAGUGGAAUAUCAUGGAGUGAAUGCGCCUGCCAGGGUAUCGCCGACAACGGUGGCCGUCGCCAUCGCCGCCGUCCUGUCCGCCAUCGUCCUUUUGACCUGCUGUUGCUUCCGGAGGCACAGCGCCGUUUUCUGCCCCGUCAUACCCGAUCCAUCGGCAAUAUUGAAGGACAUGAUGAUCGGGAGCACAGAAAUGAAGUCUUCCACCAAUCUUUACACACCCGUGCCAGAACCCAUACAACCCUGCCAAGCUAUCGGCGCACGCAAACUCGUCAGCUUCACUCUUCACGCGGCCGUCACCCGCUCCGAGCCGAUAGAAGACACACCGUCGCAGGGUGAGACCCCCUGGUGACGAGCGGCUCGGAUGCUCCGAGGACGACAACAAGCAAAUGCACCUUAUCUUCCUUAAAGACGACUUCCAGACUGAGCUAACACAACGGCGGCGUUGUCCCAGUCCUCACUACUGCAAGCGGACGCGAAAAGCUGCUACGAGAGUUUACAUGUGGGGGAAACACACACAAAAAGGGAUCUUGAGAGAUUUUUUUUUCUGUCCAACUUUCACUUUCUUAUUGUUGUUGUUGUUCCGGACCGCGCUUGUAACGCAAAACACUCAUAUCGCAUGUCAGCUUCCCCCCCAAAAUGAUUUUUUAUAAGAUAAAUAGCCCUGUAAAAGAUUGUAUGAUAUAAAAGCAAAUAGUCACAACAUAAAUGAAUAGGAUGUAAAGAAUUGAACCGUUUUUGCCACAAUUCAAUGGACAUUGUGCUGCUCCUUCUGGUGCGCGCGCCUGGGCCACCUGUGAGCAGUAUAAGACAGACGCACUACAUGGAGCCCCUCAAAACUCCCCAAUGAGUCACAGUCAUUUUAGUGGUUCUUUGCAGAGGACAAAGAAGAUAUGUCUGUGAGGAUUUGAAUAGUCUGUCUACAUGUGUUGCUCCACCGAUUGUGUUCAAAUAGCCAUCGCUUUUAGGGCGAUAAUGUUCAUUAGCCCGUCUAUGGCAUUUUGCAAUGAUCGUUGCCAUGACGUAAACAGACUAUCGUCUCGUGUUAUAUAGCACAACUCUUCAAAAAGACCUCAAAUCAUAGCGCUGUACCCACGAAAUGACGGUCUGUCUUUGUAUAUCGAUGACACGAAGGCAUCAUUGCGCACGAGUCCAAAUAAACGCAGACGUAUAAAUGCUGACUCGCCACGACAGCAGCGGUUCGACCGCCGUCACCCCAGGACCUGCUUUUUCCUAUUGUGGCAGCACACUUUUAUAGGAGGUGAAGAAAGACAAAAGACAGUGUUUGAAAAAAAGCUUUUGAAAACAUAUGGAUUAUUAUAUUUCCAUUUCUAAUGAUGACAUGUUCAAACUCGAAGUGCGCCUUAUGAAGAAUGAGGAUCAACGUGACAACCGGAUGUCCCAAAUAAUUAAAAAAUAAUAACGUGGAAAUUACAGCCACAACAUUUCACUGAUUUUUUUCCUCUUACGAACAAUCAAGUUAAUUGUACGCCGUUCCUCCGCGCGAAACCUACUAUGUCGUCAUUUUCAAACCCAGGACUCCUCCUCGUUUUGUACAAGCCGUCCGCUCAGCGUUUGUUGUUUUUGGCACUGCGCUUCCGAAACAAGAAGAAGAAAGGAGACCGAGAGGAAAAAAAAAUGUAAAUAAUAAAAGCGAGGGUCCAUUUUCGCUUCCUUAUUCUCGACCAAUCCCACCGCACGCUCAAGCGUAAGGUGCCUUCAGCUCCACUCGGAAUUCCGAAAGACUGACUGUAUUAACUCAUUAAUAACGAACUAAAGUCAUUAACUCUAUCGCAGCUAACGCUAAUUUUACCCACGACUGUCCUUAAAGCCUCUUUGUACUCCGACAACGCCCGCAUUCCAUCACGUGACCGACGCAUUGGCCCGCACACGGCAAAAAUGUUCCAAUACAUUUUUUAUCCGAUUGCAUAAUAAUUAAUGAUUGAAGCUACAUGGGCAGUGCAGCACUUUAAAAAAAAAAACACCGACAACACUGGGCCCGUCUCCCAAGCCGUGCCUGUGCCUUGGCUUUCCUCGGAAGCAUCAACGCAGACGACACGGCGCUUCCUGAAAGCGUUCAAUGUCUUUGUCUGCGAUAGUCGGAAAAUCUGCAUUCUGAGGAUUUCAAAGAUCGACUCGGAGGACGUUUGUGAAAACUUUACUUUUGUCCCUAACGGUUUGCAGCUGAGCCUCCAACACAAGCAGGUCAGAAACUGAAUCGAUGCCGGAUAAUGUAAUCAAAUAGGAUGAUGAUGAUGAUGAUGAUGAUUAUUACGGUGACAGCAUCUGCCCUUGUAGUGACGUCACACUGCGUUACCUGAACGGCCGUGUUGAACUGGACUUCAUUUAUUGAUUGAUCGAUCGGUGGCUCCUCGCCCGCUCUGGCGACAAUUGGGACAAAAGGGGCUCUCAAGUGUGUCGUGCGGUGCCUCGGGUCCAGAGAGAGGAAGUCGACAGACAGAAAUAACACUUUUGGAGGCUCGUAGCUUUGCAAUCACUCCCAAACCACACCCUUGACGAGAAGAAAGCACACAAUCGCACAAGAGCGAAAUCACAAAAUCGUUCGUAGGGGCAGGGAGGGACGACGAAUGUGAAGGGGCCCCGACACGUCUCCUAAAACCUCCUGAAUACCAUUUUGGGAUGUGUCCCGCAAGCUUUGAGUUCGACAUCAGUGUAUGAAUGCGAUCAUUUGUUUCAUUUUGUAUCUCAUUUCCUUAAUCCCGUCCCCUCUCCUUUCGAGGCAAACUCUCUUGACCCUUGGGUGGCUGAGCGACUUUGAGCCGCAACUGUGGUGGGCGCACGAGCUUUUGCCGGCAAACUGCAAAUUUAAAGUGUCGCAGGGAACAACCGAAAAGAACCGCGAGGUAGAGAGAGGAAGUCAAGGAGAGAAUUUCAGUCGCCAAGUCGUUCGCUCACAAGACGAACUGGGGGGCAACGGGUGGCGCUAAAACGGGAAUCUGAAUUCAAAGGUUCCCACGUAUCAGUCGUGACGUACAGUACGACAGCUAAAGCUGUAACCCGAUGACGGUCGUCAAUGGAUUGUGUCGUCGUCGUCGUCGUUUCAGCUUCAUCAAACACCUCCGUCACUCCGCAACCUUGCAACGGAAGGGGGGGUCCCUGUUUUUCUCCGUUCAGACCACCCGGAACCACAAACCGAGCGAGCCCGCCUUCCUCAACGUCACAUAUAUCCAGCUAGAGCACGAGCUCGUCCGCGCUCAAUACGCAAAUAAAGUCAGCCGUCGGUCAAUCGCCUUCUAUUUUGGGUAGGACUUUUUUUCCCUCCUUGCUUAGUAAGCACGCUGCUUGAGCUACUACAGUGAAUCACAGCAGAACUAUUGAGGGCGUGAAGAACAACGCUAUCGUGGGAGACCUUCACCGGGGGCGUGUAUCUUCGUUGGCUUCAAAGGGAGGGGUUGGCCGCUUGAUGUGAAAACACUCAGUUAGUAUGUGGAGAGUAAAGAGACAGGAACGUUCUCACCUCCUUGUCUCGUUAUUUACCGCAUCUCCACAUUAUCAUGUUAAAUUGGUCUACGUUCUCGCGCGCAGUCUUCCCCCGUCAUAUCGGAGUUCAUCAUUCGUACGACACCUGCUCGAGUGAGUCUUAUUUGUUUUGCAUCACUGGACAGACGUGGGGCCAUUUGACAUCUUAGGCUUUGUCGUGUUUGGAAGCAGUUGACAUCGGAGCGGAGUCGCAAAUUCGCCGCCCUGCGUGAAGUUCUUCCGUCUUCUGCUCGAUGCCUUCGAACGCUCUUCGUCGGAACGGGUAAAGCUCCAUCACUGUCCGAAGGAUCCGCUGAAUUGAGCUUCUGUUGAUACGGAGUUCCGGCGCAGCCCUCCGGGUAGACUUUCCCUGGCUUUGCGCAAAUGCCUGCUCUAGAAGUUGGGUAUUUUCUCAGCGGUUGUUGGUAGCAGGCCUCCUGUCGAGAUGGCCAAGCGGCGGCCAUUGAACCGCAGUCGGGGACAGAAAAGCUUCUUCCCGCGCGGCAAUUUUGGUCUGGAAGGUCUCCCACACGGUUCCCCGUCUGUGGAAGGUGAGUGAAUGAGCUGGAAGACACACCCUCCCACGUCAGGGCGUCCUUGCAAAUUCUAUCCGAGCUGGAUUCCUCCGGAUGUCUUCGAGCCGCAUCACUGGACGUUCAUCGUAAAUUACACCGAGUGUAAUGACGUAAAGGUAAAGAUGCAGAAGGAUUUGCGAUUGGGACGCUGCGUCUGACGCCGUCGUCCAAAAAGUUCAAAUGCCGUCACAGCCCGACAGGAAAAAGAGGCCCGAGCCCGAGCGGCUGCGGUCUCGCGGCGAGCGCGGACUUUAUUCACAAAAUCAUGUUGCGGGACAACCGCUUUUCUUUGGAUAGGCCGAUUUCUAUUCGGUCUCCACUUCUUUAACGGUCUCGUAAUUGUCUUGCUGUGCGUGUGUGUCACUUGUUUUAACUGCCAUCUUGUGACUUUUGUUGUCUUGUUUCUCUUUAAUGUUAACACAAUUCUUGAGGUUCAACUGAGAUUCAAUUGAUUGUACUGGAAGCCAGGGUUCUUGUGGCCUUGUUUAAAAAUAAAUAAAGACAUAAAUAAAUAAAUAAAAACUAA